AUGUCCAUCCCCCACCCCUCCCUCAACACCUCCCAGGGUCUCGCCGACUCCCCCCAAGCAGGCUUCAACCUCGCUUCCCCUCACUCCUCCACCGCCCCCGGUGCCCCCGAGAGCGGUGCUGCGGCCCUCGGCAAUCUCAAUGGCUCCAAGGUCAUCGAGACCGAGGACAGAAAGGUCGACGGCGAUCUGGGCCUCUCGAAGAAGAUCGAUAUCGGGAGGGGCAAAGGUGUUGGGUUUGGAGUGAAGAAGGAGGAGGAGGAAGCAGCUGCGGCCGGGCUCAGGGGUGAGAAUGGGAAUGUGAUUCACCAGGACGAGACUCUUCGAAAGGGUCACCAGAAGCUUGAGAGUAUCGUGUUUAGGAUUGAGAAUGUCUUUGACAACAUCUACCUCAGGGCCAAGCCUUACACCAACAAACUGCUGGCGAUUGCUGAAGCCAGACCCCUCCUCUUUACCUUCUCCGCGAUCUGGCUUUCGUUCAGCGCCAUCCCUAUCGUUGUCUUCUUGGGCUUUAUUCUCCUCUCAAUUGCUACUAUCCUCGCCGUUGCUGUCUCAACCUUGCUGGUGCUUGUAGUCGGAACUGUGGUUUUGACCCUCUCUGCUAUCGUGGCCACUUUGGUCUUUGCUUCAUUCUUCCUCCUCCCCACACUCUUCGUCACCACCACCUUCUCCGCCAUCUCCAUCUCCUUCCUCCUCGGCCUCUUCUUCGUCUACCGCCUCUACCAGCACGUCUCUUCUGCCACCCAAGAGGGUCUCUCCCUCAACAACCUCGGCCGAGGUGUAGGUGGCUGGGCGGGAGAGGUCGGCGACAGGGUCGGGGAAGUCGCAGACUAUGCCUAUCCUUUCCAGUCUACCAAGCCUCCUUCUGCUGUCGUCUCUAGCCUUUCUGAAAAGCUCGGUCUUCCCACUCAGAAGCAGGCUUACAGCACCGGACAGAAGGAGCCUUUCGACGAGAAGGCUACUCUGCAAGCGUAUCAGAACCCCCCGGCGUUGUCUGAAAAGGUCGGGUUGCACAACAACUAUAAUGCCACCGUCGGCUCGCAGCCGGUCGUCAUUACGUAG
Messenger RNA from Cryptococcus wingfieldii CBS 7118, 1059 nucleotides. RefSeq lists its product as hypothetical. Lineage: Eukaryota; Fungi; Basidiomycota; Tremellomycetes; Tremellales; Cryptococcaceae. Bases 1 to 1059 code for a protein of 352 amino acids. The transcript has 6 exons. The record is from RefSeq and is a predicted model, not a curated record.